Aquila chrysaetos chrysaetos is the source of this 8490-nucleotide messenger RNA. It is a transcript of the gene ATP2A3, whose product is annotated as ATPase sarcoplasmic/endoplasmic reticulum Ca2+ transporting 3. Gene Ontology annotation, cellular component: membrane. Gene Ontology annotation, molecular function: ATP binding; P-type calcium transporter activity; ATP hydrolysis activity. The record is from RefSeq and is a predicted model, not a curated record. Lineage: Eukaryota; Metazoa; Chordata; Aves; Accipitriformes; Accipitridae. Gene Ontology annotation, biological process: calcium ion transmembrane transport; intracellular calcium ion homeostasis.
AGGUAACGGCGGCAGCGCCCGUGCGAGCGGUGCCCCGUGUGCCCUCCCUGCCGGGCCUCCCCCCCCCCUCCCCUUCCCCUUCCCCGCCCCGGGCCCGGGCCGCCGCCGCCGCCGGGGUAUGGAGGCGGCGCACAGCCUCCCGGUGCUCGACGUUCUCCGCCGCUUCGGUGUCAGCGAGAGCUGCGGGCUCAGCCCGGAGCAGGUCCGCCGCAGCCGGGAGAAGUACGGCCCCAAUGAGCUCCCUGCAGAAGAAGGAAAGUCCCUCUGGGAGUUGGUGCUGGAGCAGUUUGAAGAUCUCCUCGUCCGCAUCCUUUUGAUGGCAGCUUUUCUGUCCUUCAUCCUGGCCUGGUUUGAAGAAGGAGAGGAGACCACGACGGCGUUCGUGGAGCCCAUCGUCAUUAUUAUGAUCCUGAUCGCCAAUGCCGUGGUGGGCGUGUGGCAGGAGAGAAACGCCGAGAGUGCCAUCGAAGCCUUGAAGGAGUACGAGCCCGAGAUGGGGAAGGUUUACCGCGCCGACCGCAGCGGGGUGCAGCGGAUCCGUGCCCGGGACAUUGUCCCCGGGGACAUCGUGGAGGUGGCAGUUGGUGACAAGGUGCCGGCGGACAUCCGGAUCAUUGAAAUCCGCUCCACCACCCUGCGGGUCGACCAGUCCAUCCUCACAGGGGAGUCGGUGUCGGUGAUCAAACACACGGAGCCCGUCCCCGACCCCCGCGCCGUCAACCAGGACAAGAAGAACAUGCUCUUCUCCGGCACCAACAUCGCAGCUGGGAAGGCCGUAGGGGUUGUCAUUGCAACAGGGGUGUACACCGAGAUCGGGAAGAUCCGAAACCAGAUGGUGGAGACGGAGCCCGAGAAGACCCCCUUGCAGCAGAAGCUGGAUGAGUUCAGCCAGCAGCUCUCCAAAGUGAUCUUCCUGGUGUGCAUCGCUGUCUGGGUCAUCAACGUCAGCCACUUCAGUGACCCCGUCCACGGCGGCUCCUGGUUUCGGGGGGCCAUCUAUUAUUUCAAGAUUUCGGUGGCACUGGCGGUGGCUGCCAUUCCUGAGGGUCUUCCGGCCGUCAUCACCACCUGCCUGGCGCUGGGGACCCGGCGCAUGGCCAAGAAGAACGCCAUCGUCAGGAGCCUGCCCUCGGUGGAGACCCUGGGCUGCACCUCCGUCAUCUGCUCCGACAAGACCGGCACCCUCACCACCAACCAGAUGUCCGUCUGCCGGAUGUUCAUUAUGGAGAAGGUGGAGGGUGCCCAGUGCAGCCUGCACGAGUUCAGCAUCACCGGCUCCACCUACGCCCCCGAGGGACAGAUCCUGAAGGACGAGCAGCCGGUGUGGUGCGGGCAGUACGACGGGCUGGUGGAGCUGGCCACCAUCUGCGCCCUCUGCAACGAUUCGUCCCUCGACUACAACGAGUCCAAAAAAGUCUAUGAGAAGGUGGGGGAAGCCACUGAAACAGCCCUGACGUGCCUGGUGGAGAAGAUGAAUGUCUUCAACACUGACACCAGCAAACUCUCCAAGGUGGAGCGAGCCAACGCCUGCAAUUCGGUCAUCAAGCAGCUGAUGAAGAAGGAGUUCACCUUGGAGUUCUCCCGCGACCGCAAGUCCAUGUCGGUGUACUGCACGCCCACCGGCCCCGGCCACAACUCCGCUGGCAGCAAGAUGUUUGUCAAGGGUGCCCCGGAAAGCGUGAUCGAGCGCUGCAGCCACGUCCGUGUGGGCACUGCCAGAGUCCCGCUGACGACCCCGGUGCGGGAGAAGAUCCUGAGCAGGAUCCGGGACUGGGGCAUGGGCAUCGACACGCUGCGCUGCCUGGCCCUGGCCACCCACGAUGCGCCCGUCCGCAGGGAGACCAUGCAGCUGCACGACUCCGCCGCCUUCGUCCACUAUGAGAACAACCUGACCUUCGUGGGCUGCGUGGGGAUGCUGGACCCUCCCCGCAAGGAGGUCACCUCUUCCAUUGAGAUGUGCCGCAAGGCCGGCAUCCGCGUCAUCAUGAUCACCGGUGACAACAAGGGCACGGCGGUGGCCAUCUGCCGCAGGAUCGGCAUCUUCUCAGAGAGCGAGGACGUGGCCGGCAAAGCCUACACGGGCCGGGAGUUCGACGAGCUGCCCCCCGAGGCGCAGCGGCAGGCGUGCCGCGAUGCACGAUGCUUCGCCCGCGUGGAGCCGACGCACAAGUCCCGCAUCGUCGAAUACCUCCAGUCCUUCCACGAGAUCACCGCCAUGACAGGCGACGGCGUCAACGACGCCCCGGCCCUGAAGAAAGCAGAGAUUGGUAUCGCCAUGGGGUCGGGCACGGCCGUCGCCAAGUCGGCUGCCGAGAUGGUGCUCUCCGAUGACAACUUCUCCACCAUCGUGUCGGCCGUCGAGGAGGGCCGCGCCAUCUACAACAACAUGAAGCAGUUCAUCCGCUACCUCAUCUCCUCCAACGUCGGCGAGGUGGUCUGCAUCUUCCUGACGGCCAUCCUGGGCUUGCCCGAGGCCCUCAUCCCUGUGCAGCUGCUGUGGGUCAACCUGGUGACGGACGGGCUGCCGGCCACCGCCCUCGGCUUCAACCCCCCCGAUUUGGACAUCAUGGACAAGCCCCCCCGCAGCCCCAAGGAGCCCCUCAUCAGCGGGUGGCUCUUCUUCCGCUACUUGGCCAUCGGGGUGUACGUUGGCCUGGCCACGGUGGGUGCAGCGACCUGGUGGUUCUUGUACGACGCCGAGGGACCGCAGGUCUCCUUCCAUCAGCUGAGGAACUUCAUGAGGUGCACUGAGGACAACCCCAUCUUCGAAGGAAUCGACUGUGAGAUCUUCGAGUCCCGAUACCCAACCACCAUGGCUCUGUCCGUGCUCGUGACAAUUGAAAUGUGCAAUGCUCUGAACAGUGUCUCUGAGAACCAGUCGCUGCUGCGGAUGCCACCAUGGCUCAACAUCUGGCUGCUGGGGGCCAUCGUCAUGUCCAUGGCUCUGCACUUCCUCAUCCUCUAUGUCAAGCCCAUGCCUCUCAUCUUCCAGGUAACCCCCCUGAGCUGGCCGCAGUGGGUGGUUGUGAUGAAAAUCUCCCUGCCCGUUAUCCUGCUGGACGAAGGACUCAAGUACCUUUCCCGCAACCACCUGGACGGCAUUCUCAGGACGUUAAGACACACGUGGAGCGGGGAGCACCAGUUGAAAACCUGCAGGACUCCAGAGCAAGGGAGAAGAGGACAAGAAAUGAAUGACACGAAGGAAACACUCCUAACUAAAGGAUCCCUAACUUGUAACUCGGACUGAAGUCUUGCAUGCGUGACCAUCGCUAGAAGCCAGCAGGACAUGCAUGUGUCCGACUAUCAGACAAAUGCGGGUGAAUCGUCGAAAAGAAAAAUACUGAUUUUGUUUUGUUUCGUAGCUUUCUUUUUCCUGUACAUAAGAGUGCAAUUACUGGACAGCUGGCAUAGGGUUUGGGGACAGAGCUGUGUGAACCUGGGCUGUCGUAACGCGGUUCCUCGGGGAUUUGUUCCUGCAAAAUUUGAGACCCUCUUUCCAAUUUUCACCCUGACCGGGUGAGCUCAGGCAAGGCAUCCUUCAUGGGAGAUCAAGGCGGGGAGUCGGGAUUUUAGGCAAUACACUGAGCGCGGGUGGGAGGCCGCAUCCCCCAGCGAGGUGGGAUGCGUGAGGGCAGCUCACGGGGCCGGGAAGGACUUGGUGGUGGGUGAGGGCAGGGGAGGGAGGCGAGGGGCCAUGGUUUGGGGUGGCCGACCCUCAGUGACAUCCGCAGUGCCAGUGGGUGCAUCGCUGCGGGUGCUGCGCUCUGCUCCGGUUGCCGCAGCACCUGCAGGCUGCAGCAGCUGAAAAUUGCUUCGCGGCGUGACCGCUGGUGGAGUGGAUCUCGCGGAUGUGUGUUUCUAUGCCGAGGUUGGGUGCAUAUGGUGGAAGGUGAAGUUCUCCCUAUUUAUCACACCGUCCUGUUUGUUCCCCGUGUUGUGGAAAGCCCCGCACCUUCUCGGGCUCAUCUGACACCAAAGCAUGACAUAGUCUUGUCUGUUCUCCUCCGUCCGGCGUCUCGUUAGAUCCCAUCUGCGCUAUUUAAGCCAUAGCCCUCUUCCUCGCAGGGGCAACCAUCUAAAGCAGAGCAUAGGGAUGACCAACUUUGCAUUCCUCAUGUCUACUGCUCCGUCCUGGUCACACUUUCUUUCCUCAGUUGAUUUUUAACUAUUUCCCUAGCAGGAGUAGAGCUUAGGUCCUUAGGAGCAUGUCCAUGAGUUCGUGUCCUCUGCUUUGGAGGACAUUGCUGUCUUGCACAGGGCAUCCUUGACACCAGUGGUCUGCCUUUGAGACGGGAAUGAAUGUAUGCUUGUACAUAAUGUAGUCCUUCUCCACGAGCGGUGUUUGUCGUGGCAUCCCUUUUCAUAAGGCACCAACUUUAUUUUAUCCUCUUGGGAUUUUUCUGCAGCAGGAGUGACACAGGCUGCAGUGAGAGUUUGUGGAUCAGGAGUGGAUUUUGGGAUCCAGUAAAUCGAUCUUUCUCCAUCACGCUGCGUCAGCUGAGAAGCUGAUAGCAGAUGAUUUCUUCUCCAGCUCUCCAAAUCCUCCCUCCUGUUUCCCUCACGUUCCCCUAUGAUCCAUCCUGAUGAUAUUUAGUUAGCCAGACCCUAUAUAUUUCCUUUCUCUUGAAUUCCAGCAACAGCACUAGAGCCAGGGGUUUGGAUAGCAUUUUGCUCCUUUGCUGUUGGGUUUUUUUCUUUUACUUUUUGCCUCUUAAAAGCUUCCAAUGCUUUUCUGUUUCUCUUUCACCUGGGCAAGAGCUACUCUUCCUCUGUACAGUAGGUGCCAAAUAUCAUCCCUCCUUUCUUUUCUCCAUCACCAGCAUUGAAGAUGAGCAGAGCCCCCAGACCAGUGGGAAUGUACAGAAUUGUUAUACUACUGAGCUGAUUUAAUUGUACAGAAAACCUUGCAUGAAAUGUUGUUACUGUAUUUAAUAUAUAAUGUAUUCAAGGAAUUUUAAUAUGGAGCUCUUUAAAAAGAUCUUUAUAGAUACUCUGUGGUUAGAACAUUGUUGCUGAUUUUUUUUUAAAUAUUAUUAUACUUUGUCUUGAAGAAGUUUUAUUUUUCAAAUGUGUUACGUCUAAUUGAUUUAAUUGGUGAUCCCAUGGGGCAACCAAUUCCUCUUUAAAGAUUUUCACCAUGGAUGAUACUCACCCUGGCGCAGAGGACCAGGGCAUGACCCAGGUACUGCUUAAGCCUUCAAAAUAAGGCUUCAGUAAGACUAACACUGUAGACGUGUGAUUUGCCCUUCCCCAAAAGGGUGGAUUGCACCCUGUUUAGUACAGAUCAUCUCAGCUCUCUGUGCAGGAAAAGAACCAGCGGGAAUUUAAUCCAGUAUCAGCUCAGUGACUUCAGAGGAGAUGGCUUCUGUGUUUCCCUGAGGCUGAAAACCAGUUUGGGAGAGGCUGGACAAGAUGCAGAGCAUCCCAGGCCCGUUCGAAGGGUCCAGCGGGACUUUCAGCUGCCCAAUGGCAUCUCCUUGGGAUGUGGUGGCCUUGGUCCACUGUGCUUGUGGGGACCUGCUUGAUCCAUCCACUCCGUAUUGCACCACCUGAGUUACACUGGUUUCCCUGGGCUUAAGGUCUGGUGUAGGAUUAUUAAUUUUACCCACAUAUGUAGGUGUGUGGAGGAGUUUCUUGUGUAAAGGUCCCACUAAUGAGUACUGAAUAAUGGAUGGGAGUCUCUAAAGUAAGGAGACUUAAAAGGAAAAAAAAAUAAGUAAGAGCUCUGUUUCGGAGCAGAGAUGAAAUCAUGAAAUUUUAACUUGCUAUUAAAUUCCUGCUGGUAAUUUUUGCUUAGUCUCACCUGACAGCAGAGAGGUGGGGGCGGUUGUAGCAGACAUCCUUCUGAACCCACUAACAGAACAGCGAUUUGAAGAGAUGCUGAGUUUGUUAUCUUAUUGUUGAUAGAGAUGCCAAGUUGCUGUUAUUUUAUCAUUGGUGGACGUGCCAUGCUGCUGCAAGCCCGGGCAAUGUCAGUCUGUUUGUGCAAUCGUUGGGUUGCAAUUUUGAGUUACCAAAACCCAAGCCGUCAUGGGCAAGAAACCACAGCUGUGUCCCAGCCAAAGACUUGUUCUUUCCAGCAGCAGCAAAUUGCAUUUACCUUUAUACUGUAAGCCGCUAGAUCUACCUAGAACAUAGUGCAGGAAACCUGCACUAAGGCUACCUGGAGCAGGCAUCCCCCUUGCUAGGAGGGACCAUUUUGACACAUCCCCGUUUCCCCUUGUGAACGGUUGACCAUGUCUCUCUCUUUCACCCCAUCCUUUAAUUACUUGGAAUACAGGUUGCGCUCCAUGCUUUUUGAUUGCAGAGGCUUAUAGUUCAAAUAUUUUAACAAAGUAGAAAAAUAUCAGUAGAUCUAAUUAUUUUUCCUUUAUGCUUCGGUGAAGGGUCAGGAUAAAUCACGGGGUAGUUAUGUAUUGCAUGUAUGCCACCAGCAGCGUGCUGCGCGCUUUUACAGGCUGGAGCACGUUCUUGUGCAAACUUGGAGAUCCCAGAGCUGAGACCACCGCUUUGGAAUCGGGUCUUAUGUCUUACCGAGGCAUCCGACUGUGUGCAAUACAAGGGAGAUGGACACUGAGUGGCUGUUUUGCCCAAUAGCUUAUUAAAAAAAAACAGCUUAGGGGCAAAGCCUCCAGGAUCCUUGCUUUUUUGACAACAGAGUUUAGGAAUUAUUUCCUUUUUAGUUUUAUUUUGAUGGUGCUGCCUGGCAUAUUCAAAGUUUUUAAAUAAAAUUUAGGUCUUUCCAGCAAGACCUUUAGCAUCUGCUGGGACAGAUCCUCUGCCUGCGCGGAAGCAGCGAUGCGAGAUGCACGGCGGAGGACGUGCCGGGAUGGCAGCAUGCGGUUGUCCGUGAGCACUUUAUAAUAAUCCUUUCUCAGGGGCCAGGCACCGUGCUGGGUUACAGCCAAGGCGGGAGGCGAGGGUCCCACAUCCCUGGAGCAAGCAGGGGGGGUCAGCUUUGGGCAGCAGCUGUGGAAAGUCUUUUGUGCUGUUUUGGGAUGUCGUGUCAUUGUGGCCAGUUGCAGGAUGAGCUUUUCCCCCGUGGUGUCUGAUCCUGUCUGGAGCCAUGUUGGAAAAGGAAAAAGAGUUGCUCUUCAGAGCAAAGAAGUACUGCAUCCUAUGUUUUAUUUCUGUCAUGUGGCCACCGUACGGCUCAGGGUCUGCGUGAGGUUUUUGAUUUGUGUGUUUGAGACUUUGGCAUUGUGAAGAUGUCGUACGUGUGUUUCUGAUGCUCUGCUCAGCCAAGGCUGGAUGGUACCACCAGGUGCUGGAGAAGUCAGGAUUAGGAGGGACAGGCUUUACUGGAGGGGCUGAGGGACUUCAUUCCUGUAAGAGCAUCAAACCUGGGAUUGAACUGGUGUCUCUGCUCAUGGUGUGGAUGGCAGAAGUAGCCAGAGGAGCAAUAGGAAAACUCGGCAGCAAUUUUUGGUCCCUCUUUGUAUGUCAGGUCGAUGGUGCUGCUUCCAAGUCAGGGUACUGCUCUGCCAAAACUCAUCAAAUAAUUGCCGUGCAGGAGCUCAGGCUAACGAUGUCCCGGUUGGCGGGAGGCGUUCAUGAGGUUCGGUGACCUUGGCAUCACCACUCCUGAAACUCAAACACACAGGAGUCCCCAGUACCAACUUCUAAGACUUACUGUGAUUUUUGGUCCAUACCUGGCAUGGCCAUCACCUUGUAUAAAUGAUGCCAGAGAUGCAGUUGUCCCAGUUCAGUCCCACCUGGGCUUUUUUUCCCCCACUUCUGCAGUGGCAAUUUCUGGCAAGGCUUGUCCCUGGCGGGGAGACAGCCCGGGGGGUCAGGUUUUUGGGACAAAGGAGAAGGGCUUCACCUCAUGCAGAGCUUGCGUCGCACAGGUUGGGUUAGGCUUUGCAGGGCUGCAGUGAGGAAGGGGACACACAGGGUGAAUUGUGCUCUCUGGACCUGUCCCCUUGGUGCCAUUCAGCUUUCGGUAUGAGUGGGGCAUUAAAGGAGCCUAAAUCUGUGUGCACCUGGAGCGAUGGGGACGUGGGUACCACCGGCUGGUGUCUGAGCUGGGUUGAUCGGGCGCUUGGGACCAAGAGGAGGGAGACUGCUGAGCUGCCAGCGGGUGCCUUCAGUGGCUUCAAUCCGGGAAUAUGCUGAUUUUUUUUUAUAUGAGAUGCCUGAACAGCCAAAUCUAGAAAUCUCUGAGUUUGUGCUUUCUAGCGAAAGGUAAAUCAUUGUAUCUUGGGGGUGGGGGGGGGGGGGGGAGGGGGGGGCGGGAGGGUGUUAUCUGAGGGGUGGGUAGAAUUGAAAGAAACAAGGUUUCCUAUUUUAUUAUAUGAGAGAUAUUUUUCCACUAAAUUUCUGCUUCCUAAAUCGUGUCCUUUGUCCGACUGUAAAUAGCCAGGUGUGCCGUGAAGACGUGGGAAGGCUCCUUGUGGUCACAUCCAUACAAUCCACUCUGUUCACACAAUAUUGGGCUGAUCUGUUUUAUACUUAUGAAAUUACAGAAAUAAACGCAAUUUUACUGGA